This is a messenger RNA of Laccaria bicolor S238N-H82, 582 nucleotides long. RefSeq lists its product as uncharacterized. Gene Ontology annotation, cellular component: CHRAC; nucleus. Gene Ontology annotation, molecular function: protein heterodimerization activity. Lineage: Eukaryota; Fungi; Basidiomycota; Agaricomycetes; Agaricales; Hydnangiaceae. The coding region runs from base 1 to 582 and encodes 193 amino acids. The transcript has 3 exons. The record is from RefSeq and is a predicted model, not a curated record.
AUGUGUGCGCAGGUGUGCGCGCGCGUGACCGACGUGAUCAAACCUGUCAGUGUCACUCUUUCAAGCUCUCAUGUUAUGUCGAUGCUUGACCCAUCUGAUGAACAAGAGGAAAGGCCGCUGACCGAACCGCAAUUAAACGCCAACAACCAAUUUCCAUUGGAAAAGGAGGCUCUGGUCAAGAAAAAACAAAAAAAGAAGCCUGUCGAGCUCAUUAGAGAGCCUGGAAAGUCUCUUUUUCCAAUCUCAAGAGUUCAAAAAAUCAUCAAAGCGGACAAGGAAAUACCCAUUGUGGCGAAGGAUGCGACCUUUUUGAUAUCCCUGGCAACGGAGGAAUUCAUCAAACGCCUUUGCCAGGCCGGUCACAGCGUCUCUGAGCGGGACAAGAGGUCUAUCGUGCAGCACAAGGACAUUGAAAUUAUGCCUUGGACGACUUCAGGCGGACCUGCUAAACGUACGAAACCGAAGGAAAACACGGCAUUGGAUAAGUUCGUGGUGUCGAAAGGAGGCGAAGAGGCGGAAGAUAGCGGUGGAAAUGACAUAGUUAUGAAUGAGGAUGGAACGAUGGCGAUGGCAGUAGAGUAG